Molecule: messenger RNA, 1282 nt
Organism: Apis cerana (Asiatic honeybee)
Lineage: Eukaryota; Metazoa; Arthropoda; Insecta; Hymenoptera; Apidae
Product: eukaryotic initiation factor 4A-III
Molecular function (GO): RNA helicase activity; ATP binding; nucleic acid binding
Source: RefSeq, a predicted model, not a curated record
AUGUUUGCUUCAUAUAUUACAAAAAUGGCGGAAAUAAAAUCACGUCGUGUCGCGCAAACAGAAGAUUUAUCAAAUGUUGAGUUUGAAACUAGUGAAGAUGUGGAAGUUAUUCCAACAUUCGAUAAUAUGGGACUCAGAGAUGAGCUAUUACGUGGAAUUUAUGCUUAUGGUUUUGAGAAACCUUCUGCGAUUCAACAACGAUCUAUUAAACCAAUCAUGAAAGGACGAGAUGUAAUUGCACAAGCUCAAUCUGGUACAGGCAAAACAGCAACGUUUUCAAUUGCUAUAUUGCAAUCUUUGGAUACACAAGUUCGAGAAACACAAGUAUUGGUCUUGUCGCCUACGAGAGAAUUGGCAACUCAAAUACAAAAAGUUAUUCUGGCUUUAGGAGACUUUAUGAAUGUUCAAUGUCAUGCUUGUAUAGGUGGUACAAAUCUUGGAGAAGAUAUUAGAAAAUUAGAUUAUGGACAGCAUGUUGUAUCAGGCACACCUGGAAGAGUAUUUGAUAUGAUAAAAAGAAGAGUUCUUAGAACAAGAGCUAUAAAAAUGUUAGUUCUUGAUGAAUCUGAUGAAAUGUUAAAUAAAGGUUUCAAAGAACAGAUUUAUGAUGUAUAUAGAUAUUUGCCACCUGCAACACAAGUUGUAUUAGUAUCUGCAACAUUACCACAUGAAAUUCUUGAAAUGACAAGUAAAUUUAUGACAGAUCCCAUUCGUAUUCUUGUAAAACGUGAUGAAUUGACAUUAGAAGGAAUAAAACAAUUUUUUGUGGCUGUUGAAAGAGAAGAAUGGAAAUUUGAUACGUUAUGUGAUUUGUAUGAUACAUUGACAAUAACACAGGCAGUAAUUUUCUGUAAUACUAAACGUAAAGUAGAUUGGCUGACAGAAAAAAUGAGAGAAGCUAAUUUCACAGUUUGUUCUAUGCAUGGUGAUAUGCCUCAGAAAGAAAGGGAUAACAUAAUGAAAGAAUUUCGAUCUGGACAAAGUCGUGUUUUAAUUACGACUGAUGUAUGGGCAAGAGGAAUAGAUGUUCAGCAAGUAUCUCUUGUGAUCAACUAUGAUUUACCUAACAAUCGUGAAUUAUAUAUUCAUAGAAUAGGAAGAUCAGGACGUUUUGGAAGAAAAGGUGUUUCCAUUAAUUUUGUAAAAACUGAUGAUAUAAGAAUUCUCCGAGAUAUUGAACAAUAUUAUUCAACACAAAUUGAUGAAAUGCCUAUGAAUGUAGCAGAUUUAAUAUAAUGUUAAACUUUAAAUUUUUAUUAAAUAAGAAUUAUUAUGCAAAAAA